This is a messenger RNA of Hemibagrus wyckioides, 1634 nucleotides long. It is a transcript of the gene ppid, whose product is annotated as peptidylprolyl isomerase D. Lineage: Eukaryota; Metazoa; Chordata; Actinopteri; Siluriformes; Bagridae. Bases 85 to 1200 code for a protein of 371 amino acids. Gene Ontology annotation, molecular function: peptidyl-prolyl cis-trans isomerase activity; protein binding. The record is from RefSeq and is a predicted model, not a curated record. Gene Ontology annotation, biological process: protein peptidyl-prolyl isomerization; protein folding. The transcript is spliced from 10 exons.
UCAUCAAAAGUUCCUCGUGGAAAAAGAACCUUCCAGUUCAUUCAGAGGCUGAGGAGAACUUCAAGAAAACGAGAUAUAAAAAAAAUGUCCAACCCGAUCCCAGUGUCCAAACCCGGCAAUGAGGAGAACCCGAGGGCUUUCUUCGAUGUAGAAAUCGGCGGGGAGAAAGCUGGCCGUAUCGUGUUCGAGCUCUUCGCCGACGUCGUCCCUAAGACUGCAGAGAAUUUCCGUGCCCUGUGCACCGGCGAGAAGGGAAUCGGGAAAAGCACCGGGAAACCUCUGCACUUUAAGGGAUGUCCUUUUCACCGCAUCAUCAAGCAGUUCAUGGUGCAGGGAGGAGAUUUCUCCAAUCAGAACGGUACGGGAGGAGAGAGCAUCUAUGGAGACAAGUUCGAGGAUGAAAACUUCCACUAUAAGCAUGACAGACCGGGCCUGUUGAGCAUGGCCAAUGCUGGGCCCAACACCAACGGCUCGCAGUUCUUCAUCACCACCGUGCCCACACCUCACCUGGACGGCAAGCAUGUGGUGUUCGGGCAGGUGCUGAAAGGCAUGGGCGUCGUCAAGAUGCUGGAAGCAAUCGAAACCGAGGAAGAUCAUCCAGUCAAGCCAUGUGUAAUUGCUGAUUGCGGAGAGCAUAAAGCAGGUGAUGACUGGGGCGUGGCUCCCAACGACGGCUCUGGAGACGCACACCCGGACUUCCCCGAGGACUCGGAUGUCGACUUUAAGGAUGUUGAUAAAGUCUUGUCUGUGGCUGAGGACAUCAAAAAUAUUGGAAACAACUUUUUUAAAGCCCAGAACUGGCAGGCAGCUAUGAAUAAGUACUCCAAAGCUCUUAGGUAUUUAGAGCUCUGUGGCAAUACUCUGGAUGAUGACGGCGCACAGAGAAAGCUGGAGCCCAUGGGUCUGAGCUGCAUCCUCAACACCGCAGCCUGUAAACUAAAACUGCAGCAGUGGCAGGAGGCCAUCGAGAGCUGCGACGAGGCUCUGGAGCUGAAUCCGACGCAUGCUAAGGCUUUGUUCAGGAGAGCGCAAGCCUGGCAAGGCCUCAAGGAGUUCAGCAAGGCCAUGAUCGAUCUGAAGAAAGCGCAGGAGAUUGCACCAGACGACAAAGCGAUUGCGAACGAGAUGCUGAAGGUCAAGCAAAAAGUGAAGGAAGAGAACGAGAGAGAAAAGAAGAUCUACUCCAAAAUGUUUGCGUAAAGGAUGCAGCAGCGACGUGCCACGACUACGUGCAGAUCUACAUCGGCUCACGUCUCUUUGCUCAACCAUCAGUAACGUAGUUAUACGAGGAAAUACAGAGGGGGGGGAACCAGUCGGAGCCGAAGAUCUCCAGCCUGAUAAAGAUAUGCAGUUUACAGAAGGAAGUGUCAUGGGAAUAGGAUCCAUUAUAGUUAGAAUACAAUACUUGAAUCUGUGUGAACGUGUAGGUCAGACUUUCAGUUGCAUAGACUACUGUUAAAAAUGUUUAUUUAAUCAGAAAGCAGGCCUGACCUUUAAAACUGACUCUGUUGUCUUUUUGCCUUUAUUAUAUUUAUUUGACUAAACUCAAAGUCUAAAUGAUCUUAAUUAGUUCACUGUGGUAAUGUAAACAUUGACAAUAAACGUGGUGUUUUAAGAAGGGAGAAGAAAACAGA